AUGGCGACCAUUUCAUCUGCCGCAAUUGCUUCAAAACUAAACCGUACACCUACUAUGAGAUUUACUACUGUGUUCUCGUCAUCCAGCUCAGUGUUCUAUGGUGACCAUAUCAAUAACCAGAUCGGUCUUCGCCUGGCUGUGGAUCGGCCCAGAAGAGUCCAUACGAGAGUGCCGGAGCUGGUGGUAAUUGCCGGCGUGGUUGCGCUGGUUUUCGGGCCCAAGAAGUUGCCCGAAGUUGGCCGGAGCAUUGGCAAGACUGUUAAGAGCUUCCAACAGGCUGCAAAAGAAUUAGAGUCAGAACUGAAGAAGGAGACUGAAUCUUCAGAGGAGCCUCCUGCUGAUAAGAUUACAGCAGUCGGUGAAGAAGAGAAACAAGAGGCUAAAGUCCCGAGCAUGAAGGAGCUCUCACAAGUUUGA
This is a messenger RNA of Fraxinus pennsylvanica, 417 nucleotides long. The record is from the annotation of a GenBank genome assembly. Lineage: Eukaryota; Viridiplantae; Streptophyta; Magnoliopsida; Lamiales; Oleaceae.